AAACUCAUUCUUACAACACUUUCUUUCAUUCUCUCUGUCAUGGAAUGGAUUAUUCGACUCUGGAUUCUGAUGGGUAUCAUCAUCCUUACAUGCUGCUGCUACUGGUUUCUGUGGGUCAAAAAGGAGAACGGUGACAGGCUGAAACAGAAGAAGAAGAAGAAGAAGAAGAAGAAGGAGGAGGGGAAAGUUCCCAGAGGUAAUAAAGGUUGGCCUUUACUUGGAGAAACCCUUGAGUUCAUUGCUUGUGGCUACACCUCCAAUCCUGUCAGCUUCAUGGAAAAACGCAAGUCUCUGUAUGGUAGUGUAUUUAAGACAAGCAUUUUGGGAACUGGUGUGAUUGUGUCGACAGACCCAGAAGUGAACAAGGUGAUUCUGCAGAACCAUGGGAACAUAUUCGUCCCUGCUUAUCCAAAAUCUGUGAGAGAACUAAUGGGAGACUACUCCAUCCUCCAAAUGAACGGGAACAUGCAUAGGAAAAUUCAUUCACUCCUUGGAGGCUUCCUACGAUCCCCUCAAUUCAAAGCUCGAAUCACUACAGAUAUUCAACACUCUGUUAAACAAUGCUUUGCAACUUGGACCCACCAACCAAUUUACGUUCAAGAUCAAGUCAAAAAGAUCACAUUCACUAUUCUGGUUAAAGUUCUGCUUAGCAUUGGUCCCGGUGAAGAUCUAGACUUCUUGAAGAGAGAAUUUGAAGAGUUCAUAAAAGGGUUGAUUUGCUUACCCCUCAAGUUUCCUGGAACAAGACUACAUAAAUCCUUGAAGGCUAAGGAAAGAAUGAUGAAGAUAGUGAAGAGGGUAAUAGAGGAAAGGAACAAUAAUAUCCAUAAGAAGAAGAAUUCAGAAGAGAAAGGAGGUGCAGCAAAUGAUGUGGUGGAUGUGCUCUUAAGGGAUAUUGGUGAUAGCAACACUAUCUCUAACAUGUUGGAAAAUAUCUGUGAGAACAUAAUUGAGAUGAUGAUCCCUGGGGAGGAGACUCUUCCCACGGCUAUGACCAUGGCUGUCAAAUUUCUCAGUGACUCUCCCCUUGCCCUAUCCAAAUUACUGGAAGAGAACAUGGAAUUGAAGAGGCAGAAGAAUAGUGCAGAGGAUUAUGUAUGGAAUGACUACCUUCAACUGCCAUUUACACAAAAUGUUAUCAGCGAAACUCUGAGAAUGGCAAAUAUCGUGAAUGCCAUUUGGAGAAAAGCAGUGAAAGACGUUGAAAUCAAAGGGUAUUUGAUUCCUAAGGAUUGGUGUGUUGUGGCAUCUCUUACUUCUGUUCAUAUGGAUGAGAUGAAUUACGAAAAGGCUUUUAAGUUUGAUCCUUGGAGAUGGGAGAAAACAGGAGCUAAUAAGAAUUGGUUUACACCAUUUGGUGGUGGACAGAGACUGUGUCCUGGCAUAGAACUCUCAAGGCUAGAGCUAUCUAUCUUCCUUCACCAUCUUGUUACCACUUACAGAUGGGUUGCGGAGAAGGAUGAAAUAAUAUACUUUCCAACAGUGAAGAUGAAGAGGAAGCUCCCAAUUAGUGUAAGAAGGAUUAACAGCUAAUUAAAAUGAUAUAGAUAGGUGUAGAUAUAUGUGUUUGAGUGUAUAGGAAAAAAAGGGAGUGUGUUAGGUCUAAUGUCCCAUCUAUUUUGAGAGAAAGGUCCUAUAAUAAUAUAUUGAGAGAAAUUGAAUGGAAGUGGGAAUUAUUGAUGUUGAGUCUCUGUCCAUUAAAUUUGAGUGUUUGAUUCCUUCCAUGUGGGUUUUGUUGUUGUCUUGGUCCCAUGGCAUGAUAUGGGCUGCUGCUCCACCACCUAAUCUUGUUCUCUCAAUUAGUGGAAUUCUACAACUCUUGUACCUGCUACACCAUCCCACAACUAUUUUAUUACUUCUGUUACUUAACAAAUUAUAAUUACAAACUCA
This is a messenger RNA of Vigna radiata var. radiata (mung bean), 1890 nucleotides long. RefSeq names its product 3-epi-6-deoxocathasterone 23-monooxygenase. The coding region runs from base 40 to 1533 and encodes 497 amino acids. Gene Ontology annotation, biological process: multicellular organism development; brassinosteroid biosynthetic process; sterol metabolic process. Gene Ontology annotation, molecular function: heme binding; oxidoreductase activity, acting on paired donors, with incorporation or reduction of molecular oxygen, NAD(P)H as one donor, and incorporation of one atom of oxygen; iron ion binding. NCBI's taxonomy places the organism in Eukaryota, Viridiplantae, Streptophyta, Magnoliopsida, Fabales, Fabaceae. The record is from RefSeq and is a predicted model, not a curated record. The transcript has 9 exons.